Messenger RNA from Asparagus officinalis (garden asparagus), 390 nucleotides. RefSeq lists its product as uncharacterized. The transcript has a single exon. Lineage: Eukaryota; Viridiplantae; Streptophyta; Magnoliopsida; Asparagales; Asparagaceae. The record is from RefSeq and is a predicted model, not a curated record. Bases 1 to 390 code for a protein of 129 amino acids.
AUGAAUGCUUUGUUCUGUGCUCUUGACAAGAAUAAGUUCAACAGGGUGUCAACGGCUACAUCUGCAUAUGACAUUUGGUACACACUUGAGGUAACUCAUGAAGGCACAAAUAAGGUUAAAGAAUCUAAAAUUUUUGUUCUUGUACACAAACUCGAAUUAUUUAGAAUGAAGGAAAACGAGACCAUUGGAGAGAUAUUUAUAAGGUUUAUCGAUAUCACCAAUUCUCUCAUUGGUCUUGAAAAAGUAUACACUCAAGUAGAGAUGGUGCGGAAGAUACUUUGUUCACUUACUCCACAUUGGGAAAAGAAAGUUACCGCUAUAAAGGAAGCACAUGACUUAUCAACUGAAGAUAGAAACAAUGAGGAUGAAUCAAAGAACAAGAAAGUGUAG